Molecule: messenger RNA, 738 nt
Organism: Salpingoeca rosetta
Lineage: Eukaryota; Choanoflagellata; Craspedida; Salpingoecidae
Product: ribosomal protein rpl23
Exons: 5
Coding region: 92-514 (140 amino acids)
Biological process (GO): translation
Cellular component (GO): ribosome; cytosolic large ribosomal subunit
Molecular function (GO): large ribosomal subunit rRNA binding; structural constituent of ribosome
Source: RefSeq, a predicted model, not a curated record
UGCUGCCUUGUGCGCUCGCCCUUUUUCUCUUUGACCGCAUCUGUUUCAGGCCUUCUUUGUCGCCGACCCAGACCCAACACACACCGCCGCCAUGUCCAAGCGUACCGGAGGAGCCAACAAGGGCAACAAGUUCCGCAUGUCCCUCGCCCUGCCCACGCAGGCCGUGAUGAACUGCGCUGACAACACUGGUGCCAAGAACCUCUACGUCGUUGCCGUCUACGGCAUCAAGGGCCGCCUGAACCGUCUGCCUGCUGCCUGCUGCGGUGACAUGGUCGUCGCCACCGUCAAGAAGGGCAAGCCCGAGCUGCGGAAGAAGGUCAUGCCUGCCGUCGUCAUCCGUCAGAGGAAGGCAUUCCGUCGCAAAGAUGGCACAACCGUGUACUUUGAAGACAAUGCCGGUGUGAUUGUCAAUGUCAAGGGCGAGAUGAAGGGGUCGGCCAUCACUGGUCCUGUCGUCAAGGAGUGUGCCGAGCUGUGGCCCCGUAUUGCGAGCGCAGCCCCCUCUGUCGCAUAAGCACCCUGCACCCUCUCUCCCCCCAUUGUCAUUGUGUGCCGCUGUGUUGACGUUGCAUCUCAUUCCUGGUUCUCUGCUUGGCUGGUGACCCGGCACUCGGCGAUGCACGCCUUCCCGUGCACUUGAGCCUACGUUGUCGUCACCAUCAUAUCAUGCCUCGAACGGUGGUCGACGCACAAGUAAAAACCAUGCCACAACAAGGGCAGGUCACCACGUGAAGCAAA